Molecule: messenger RNA, 3028 nt
Organism: Sphaeramia orbicularis (orbiculate cardinalfish)
Lineage: Eukaryota; Metazoa; Chordata; Actinopteri; Kurtiformes; Apogonidae
Product: D(1) dopamine receptor-like
Biological process (GO): G protein-coupled dopamine receptor signaling pathway; positive regulation of MAPK cascade; adenylate cyclase-activating adrenergic receptor signaling pathway
Cellular component (GO): plasma membrane
Molecular function (GO): dopamine neurotransmitter receptor activity, coupled via Gs; G protein-coupled receptor activity
Source: RefSeq, a predicted model, not a curated record
GUUAUGUAUUCUGGUGAGGAUAGCAGUUUGGUUUAGUCUGCAUUAUGUUAUUACCUUUAUUAUCUGCACUCUAAUCCAUGCAUUGGAGUGUUCCCUAUAUACUUUGCUGUAUAUUAAACACUACAGCACAGUUGGUUGCCAAAGGGCCACAGUCACAUGCUUUCCAUCCUACCUCACUUUUUCUUGAAUGGGACAACGUCAGCCCACUGGACUGAAACUGAACCGCCGGAACGCACAGUCUGUGGGAUUUGGUCACAGACGCGCACUGAGAACGCACGGAGCAAGAACUGCACUGGAUGGAGUGACAUCUGAACCACGUUGCGUUUAUUAUUCAUUUGUGAUGUUGAGCCUCCUGUUGACAUAGUCCGACUGUCGUGCGAUUUGUUUUUUGACGGACACGGAGACUGGAUGCCCUUAGGCUGGAAUUUGCGCCAUGGAGCUUUAUGGAAGCAACGGGACAAUUUUUCUUAUAAAACAAAACCAAGCUUCGGCUGACUGUGUCUCAUUAUUUAAAAGAGCUGCUGAUGACUUUAAUAAGCUGACAGAGGAUUCCUGAAAUCACCGAGUUUGGGACAAAUAAACAGGAUAGAGCUCACAUUCAGCCAUUACACUAAGGAAUUUCCACUUCCUCUUCAGCUCUGCAGCCCGGAUGAUGUCAAAUCUAAUCCACAAAGUCAAGGGGGCAAAUGCCUGACCCAGGGGGAAUUCACAACAAACAUCUCAAGCUUCAUCACAUGUCAGAGGAUACAAUGAUGGAGGAAGAGAAGGAGAUGAAAUGCUGGAGCAAAGACGCCUCCUAGAUUCUACUAUUCUGGAUACGAUGUAGCUCUAACCUUCAGCAUGACAUAACCUCACGCUCCCAAAUCCACACAUGUUCCAGGAUGGAUCUCAUGAACUUUACAACUGUCAUUGACAGCGGGUUUUUGGAUGAGGCACCAUCAAGCCGCGUCCUAACUGGGUGUUUCCUGUCUUUGCUCAUUCUCACCACCUUGUUGGGAAACACUCUAGUUUGUGCUGCUGUCACCAAGUUUCGCCAUCUGCGAACUAAAGUCACCAAUUUGUUCGUGAUCUCGUUGGCAGUGUCAGACCUCUUGGUUGCCAUCUUGGUGAUGCCGUGGAAGGCGGUGACAGAGAUCGCUGGGUUCUGGCCUUUUGGCUCCUUCUGUGACACCUGGGUGGCUUUUGACAUUAUGUGCUCCACAGCGUCCAUUUUAAAUCUUUGUGUGAUAAGUCUGGACCGUUACUGGGCUAUCUCAAGCCCCUUCCGCUAUGAGAGGAAGAUGACACCCAAAGUGGCCUACGUAAUGAUCGGUGUUGCCUGGACACUGUCUGUUCUCAUUUCCUUUAUUCCGGUGCAACUCAACUGGCACAAAGCCCAGACUACAUCUUACACCUCUGUCACUGGCUCCUCUGGCUCUCUGAGAUCGAAUGCUACAUCCUACAGCCCCCCAGAAAACUGUGACUCCAGCCUGAACAGGACCUACGCAAUCUCCACCUCUCUGAUAAGCUUUUACAUUCCAGUGGUCAUCAUGGUGGCCACCUACACCCAGAUUUACCGCAUUGCCCACAGACAGAUCAGGAGGAUCUCUGCCCUGGAGCGAGCAGCAGAAAGUGCCAAGAACAGACACGACAGCAUGGGCGGAGGGUCCAGCAUCGCAGAGUCCGAGAGCUCUUUUAAAAUGACGUUCAAAAGGGAGACAAAGGUGCUGAAGACACUGUCAGUGAUCAUGGGGGUGUUCGUGUGCUGCUGGCUACCAUUUUUCAUCCUCAACUGCAUGGUGCCCUUCUGUGAAAAGUCCAGCGGAGGGGAGGCGUUCCCCUGUAUCACCACCACCUUUGAUGUGUUCGUCUGGUUCGGCUGGGCUAAUUCCUCUCUCAACCCCAUCAUCUAUGCCUUCAAUGCAGAUUUCCGCAAGGCCUUCUCCAUCCUGCUGGGCUGCCACAGACUGUAUCCAGGAGGCCACAACAUGGAGACGGUCAGUCUAAACAAGAAAUGACUCACGACUCUCUCACAGGACUGACUCAUCCCUAAUAAGAGUCCAAGCCGUCCUGCUGAGGCCGGCCUGAUUGACUCCAAAUGAGGACAUUCCUCUUUGUGCUAUAUGUACCCAUGUUUGCAUCAGGCGAGUGGCCUUGUCUGACUCUCAGUGUGAGCUUGCCUGGUUUCCACACUGUCUUCAGAUGGAAGGAUCUCCCUUGACGAUGCAAGGGGAUUUGGGGAUUGAGAUUAAGUCUGUUUCUGUUGUACCAGGGAGCUGGGAGCACAGCGGUGCUGACACGCCCCUGGGAUAGAUAAUCCCCUGACUGGGCAGCCUGCACCCUAAUGCUGUCAGACACUGCUCUCUUCAAUAGCAUCACACACACGUACACAAACACAAACACUGUCAAAACAGGCUCCUCCAAAUGCAGUGUAACUGCAGUACACAGCAUUCUCACAACAGCAAACGACAUGGCCGCAAAUAGAAACGUUACUCAUUAGGUUAACUUCCUGUGCAAGGAUCAGUUAUAGCGUCGACCUAAAUCAUGUUUCCACACAAAUGAACCUGUAGGUAAACCACAUCCACGAGUGACUUAGCAUUAAAGCUAGAACAGAAACCAAUUUGAUUUUACAUUCAGGCUUAUUUCUGUCAAUGUUGUGAUUUUAGAGAUUUGGAAACUGAAGUGUACUGGCAUAAACAUCAGACAGGACAUUUUUUUUUUUUUUUUUUGGAGUUCAUCCCAAUGUCAUAUCAUCAUAACUUCAAAUUUAGUCAACACACACCUGAUAAAUUAUUUCUGUAUCACUGCUUAGAGUGGUUUUAUGGAUGCGUCUCACAUUACUUUGUGCCGCCUGUAUUUUUCAUAAACAGCAGCUGAUGACCUCUUUUAAGGAAAAAGCAGAGACUGAAACAAAAAGGUUUGCUUGACUUGUGGUGUCUUGGAGUGUUGUGCUGGAAUCGCAGCUUUAAUCCAUCUAAUUAUGUUGGAGUCCGUUCAUUUUAAUUUAUUGAUUAAAGUAAAACCAUUAAAAUAUCUUUCUGGUUUAUUA